AUGCCCGUGCGAUUGCUACCGAAAUCGGCAGAGGCCUUCGCGCCACGCUCGGCACCAGAGAUCGUCCUGAACACCGAAGUCCCCUGUUGGUUGACAAAGACAUUGAAGCGCGUCAGCGGGACCAAGCGGUCUUUCAACAGCGUUUCCCAGCGCUCUCAGUAUCUAAAACAGACCUUGGGAGCCUCCAAAGCUAUCUGGACCUUGUGCUCCCUAUUGCUGCUCAAGGCGCCAGACGCCGACCUUCGCAAGAACUGCGAUGCCCUGGUAGAAGCGCUCCAUAACUACCAAUUCCUGCAUGUCGAAGCUUACGUGGUCCACGUCGACAUGGUUUCUGCACAAGAGGUGGCUUUCAAGCUGACGCCGGAAACCAUCGAACGAUUAAUUGAGUAUCAUGCAGACAUCUACUCCGUCGAUGCGAGCGCAGAUACGCCCGAGUGGCCAGGGAAAGAAUCACAGGUCAAGAGCAUGCAGGACGAUUUCAGACAAUCCGUGAACCAGUUCGUUCUUUGUACACGCGUGAGCGCUCUCGAAGGGAUGGAGAAGGAUGGCUCCGGCGAGCUGAUCCAGGACUCGAAAAAGGCCAAACGUGCCAUAAUGGAGCUCUUCUUGCCCCUCGUCGACCCUCGACCAUCGUACCGUCUAGCAUCACCCUUACGAAGCAAGUCGAUACUGUGUGAAGAACCCAGAGUGGAAAAUACGGACCGCCGUGACGAUGAUACCGAGCUCGGAUCUCUCGCGCAACACAAUCCAUCACUAUACGACCCCUGGUGCUCUCUCCCCCUGUACUUUUCGCGACAUCACUACGACAUGUGUCCCAUUCAAAAUCCUCCGCCGAUAUGGUACGAACUUGUCAACCCGACUAUGCCUGCAGAACCGGAACGACAGAUUGGUGAAUGCGCCUGUUGA
Molecule: messenger RNA, 906 nt
Organism: Zasmidium cellare ATCC 36951
Lineage: Eukaryota; Fungi; Ascomycota; Dothideomycetes; Mycosphaerellales; Mycosphaerellaceae
Exons: 1
Coding region: 1-906 (301 amino acids)
Source: RefSeq, a predicted model, not a curated record